UUUUUUACCGUUGUGUAGUGAUGAAAACGGAGUUAGGUGGCUGUAAUUGCCAGGCACCAAUAGUCUCGUUUACUUGACCCAUUAAGAACCAUUAUCAAAUCACAUGGAUAUAAUGAUUCACAGUAUCCUUAAUAUGUUUAUAUUGGCAAACUUCUGAAUCAUGACUAAAUACGGAUGAAUUCUAUCAAAUUUGUCACAAGAUAAAGUGUUUCUGGUACACCAUUGUCUGAUUGUGAUUGGCAUGAUGUUAGUUUGAGCACAAAUAUUUGGAUAAAAUGUCGAGUGAACAAGUGGAAACAUUGAGUUGGUUUCACCCUGGAUGUGACCGCCACACUGCGGAGAGUUUACUUUUACAGAAUGGUGUGGAUGGGACCUAUCUACUGCGACCCAGUUCUAAACCAGGCGACUAUGCCCUCUCAGUCAGGUGUGAUUCCUCCGUGAAGCAUUAUCCUCUCACCUGGACAGGAACGAACUAUAAAUUUGGUCAUGGAGAAUUCGACAGUGUUCAAGACUUACUACACCAUUUUCAGAAUAAACCAUUAAUCGGCUCUGAGUCAGGUCAGCUGACUCUCCUCAGUUUUCCGUACCCACGAGCGAUUGAUGAGCCCAACAUGUAUGAUACAAUCCGAGUCCACGCGGAAUUCAGCACGGCUGAUGACUUUUCUAAAGGACCAGAAUUCUCAAUUAAUUCAAAGGAAGGCUUUUUAACAAAACUUGGAGCCACCUUUAAGACAUGGAGGACAAGGUGGUUUGUCUUACAGAAAAAUGAGCUGCGAUAUUACAAAAACAAGACAGACAAAACUCCCAUCAGGGCAUUAAAUCUAGAUGAGUGCUCCGAGUGCCAAAGAGAUGGUUCUCACAAAGGAAAAUUCAAUGUCUUUAGAGUUGUGUUUAAAUGGCGGACCUUCUAUAUGUAUGCCACUACAGAGCAGGAAUGUAACGACUGGAUAUCUCUGAUCAACUGGCGACUGAAUAAACACUUCAAUAGUAAACCGUCGUUCAGAAUUAAGGAUCUAUGAAAUCUGGUCUUAAAAGACAGUCGACAGCGGUUGUGUGACGCAGGGCCAUUGUAAGGAUAGCAGCCAAUCAAAAUACAGCAAUGGAAUCAGCUGACUUCAUGCAAAUGUUGAUUGAUGGAUUGCUGCAUGUGUACCUCUAUCUUAGCAUAUAAAAUAUUGGGAGGAUAUUUUUAUUAGAAUGUAAAAAAAAAAAUUAAAGAAAUGGUACAGGUACUUUUUUAAAUAAAUUUCUAUUUUCCAAGGCAAAAUGUGGAGCAUGUUUCAUUUCUCUUUGCAAAUUCUUACUAUGUAUUUUCUGCUAAACAUAUGAGGAUGACACCAGUAUUUCCUGUAAAAAUGCGUGAAUUAAAACAUAUUCCUUGUAAUUUGUGAACAGCAUUAGUUAAAGUGGUGCUGCCUGCUAUAGAAGAGAUGUUAUGUUAUCAGUUAGGGAUAUUUUUUUCCUUUGUUUAAGAUGAUUAUGCAAGUACAUACAUAGAUACUGGUGUAUUUACAGAUAAAAUUUCGUCUUGUUUUUGCUUGGGGCAUAUGUUCUUAAAUGUUGAUGCAUUAAAUUAAAUGUUGAUUUUUUUUGCUAUGCAUUUUGAGGGUGCAAGAGAAAAAUGUUAGAUUUCCCCAGUAUGUGUAUAUUAAACUGGACAGUGUUUAGUGAGUAGUGAUUUAAAAAUGUCUGUAAUAUAUUUGUAGAAUUGUUUUCCAUGUGGGUUAUUUCCCCCUCAUUCCUUCAGUCAGCUUUAUUUUAGAGCAACUGUUUCAUGAUGCACACAAAGACCAUCAUUUGAAAUUAGAAUUUCUUUAAAAAUAAUUACAUGUAUAUUGUAUAUUAAUUGUGGGUAAAAAAAAACAAAACAAAAAACAUGUACAAGUAAUUACAAUAUCAGAGCAUAAUUUCAUUAAAAAAAUAUUUUUGAAACAUCAGUAAAAACGAGAGAAAAAAGUAGUGCACAGAAAUAGAUGACAGAUGUGUUAUGUAGUGCACAGAAAUAGAUGACAGAUGUGUUAUGUAGUGCACAGAAAUGGAUGACAGAUAGGUGUGUUCUUUUGUUGUGACGUUUCAGUGUUAGAUCUCUUUCAUUUUGUUGGAAUGUUUGUUUACAGUUCAGAAAACUGUAUUUUACACAACUUGUAUAUUGACAGUGCGUAAGCAUUGUAAAAGGAAUUUAUUUUUACAUGUAAAUUGAAUGAUGUUUUGGAGUGUAAUCUGUAAAUUUAAAUUGUUUAGAAUUGAGGAAAAUGUACCUGUACACUCCGAUUUAAUUAGCUGAAAACACUUUUAUAAUGAUAUUGCUACAAAGCAUAAUAUUGUCAUGUGCAUCUUAAAGAAAGCCCAUAUAAAACUUCUAUUAUCAAAGAACUGAAUAGAUUUCAUGUUGAGAAUGAAUGUUGUAGAAUUGUGAAGAUAGCUUUAAUACUAUUUAUCAGCCUAGGUUGUAGCCUUGUGAAGAAGUUCAUAAUUUAUUUUUCCUUUAUAAAUUUCCUAAUCUUUUUGUGGUGAGCUUUAAUUGGUCUACCAAUAUAUACUAGAUCUCAACCCAAUGCUUAGUUUGAAACGUGUUACAUUUUUUGUCUCCUCCUGAAUGCAGUAUUAUACUUGCAAAGAAAUGUAAGGUAGAUUUUCUAUAGAUAUUUCUACUAUCUUCCUAAUUGCUUGCUCAACUAUGUUUCCAUUGGCAGUUCCUCUAGACAUAUUUUUCAGACCUCGUGAUAGAAAAGAAUGGUACAAGAAAUGCUGACAUGAAAGGUGGUAUCACACUUGCUAUGAACAAAUUUUCUACCUCCCUUUGAAGAGCUCCAAUUUUUACAGUUUUUGACAAAAUUGGGGCAUGUUUGAAAGUUUCCUUACUGUAGAAUACUUAUUGAUAUUUAUUUACUAACAAAAUGCACCUAGUACAAUUUUAUAAUCAAUGUCUGAACAGAGAGUUCAAUUGAUUACAGAGUGUCCCUAUAUGUGAAAGCUCUGAAAACAAAUACCCAGUAAAUACUGAUAAUUUGAUCAGCUUGACUGAAUUCAGUCUGAAAAGUUGCUAUUUUUACAUGUUUUGCAUAUUUAUUCACAUUUUGUACAGAAAUAUUUGAAAACAGAGAAUUUUGAUUUGUUUGUAGCAAGUGUCCUUAAGAUCAUUCUGAAUAUACUGUAAACCUUCAAUUCAGGAAGUUAAAAAAUUGUCUUUGCAAAUUGCAAUAGCAAAAGUUUGUUUGCGAUUAUCAGUCUUUUUUAAAAGUGUCUUGUUGCAAUGAGUACAGCAAUAAAAAUUCAUUUUCCCUCAAGCAUUGAUUAAUUUGAUUUUGUUAAUUUUUGGGUAUUCUUGAUUUUUUGAAAAUAGAAAUGAUAUGUGUGUGAUAAGAGCUUCUUUGAAUUAAAAUGUUUUUAUGAACAGAUUAAACCUUGCUUAACGGAAAAUGAAAACUGCUCAAGCCACCAUUUGCCAUUAUUAAUACCAUGUUUGAUGUGUUAAUGGAAGGAUCAGUAUGAAUAUUAAUCUUAUUUUUAAUGAAUAUGUACAAUUCUGAAAGGGUAAAAUUAUUCCUCUAUAUGCUACGGUACAUUGUGAUGUGUAGAAUAUUUUAUUUAAAUUGUCAAAGUUGGUAUUCAUACAAAGUGACCUCCCUCCUCCAUGAAAAAGAUUCAAUUCUUUGUGGUCAUUUAUAGUAUAUGUGUACAAAUGUAUUUUUGAAUUAUAGAUACCCAAAGAAUUUUUCUAAACUUUUCAAGAUUUUUUAAUGCCAUUCAAAUAUUUUAUGUUUGAAAAAGGUUUUUUUAAUCUUGACUUUUUGAAACAAAGGGUAAGCAUAAUUAUUUCAAGGCUAGUACCUCUGGUGUUUCUGAACAUUAUGAUGAUAGGCAAUAAUGGUGUUUUGAAUCCUUUACAGAAUAUAGCCAACUCUUACCAAUUGAGCCCCCGCUUAAUAUCACACCUUAUAUUGAUCUAAUGCUAUAUUUAUUGACACAAUUAUACAAGCAUUUUACUAAAAAGUGUAUUCAGAUUAUAUUUCUAAGCGGUGAGUGUUGACCACUUUAUAGUUAAUUUUAACAAAGUUCCCACUGGGGUCCAAACGUGUGGUAUUUUCUGAUUUGUAAGGAUAUUCUUUAUGUAUAUUAAACAGCUGGUGUUCAAAAUUUAGCCACAGUAAACUUGCAAUACAAUAGUGCCUACAUUUAUGACACUUUACAAUUAUCUCUUCAGUUAUGUGUUAUGUUUUUUUAAAAAGUUUUUUUUUUUAUUGUUAAUAAAUAUUUUAUUUCGCAAA
Molecule: messenger RNA, 4268 nt
Organism: Ostrea edulis (European flat oyster)
Lineage: Eukaryota; Metazoa; Mollusca; Bivalvia; Ostreida; Ostreidae
Product: dual adapter for phosphotyrosine and 3-phosphotyrosine and 3-phosphoinositide
Exons: 10
Coding region: 276-1019 (247 amino acids)
Source: RefSeq, a predicted model, not a curated record